CCAAGUCUGGUCACACUUAGCUGGUGAAGUAUCUUUGGAAGAAGAGUUUUUCAGGAAUUUAUUUAUAAAACAUAAAUAAAUCGUAUCAAAUAAUUACGUACAUACGUUAUAAAUGUUUGGAAACACGUUGUUGGUGUUUUGUAUAAUAGGAUAGUUGAAAAUAGAGCUCAAAUGGCAGCUAACAACAGCAACAUGCACAAUCUAGGAGCGCUGCAGGUGCCGCCAUCGGUGAUCGCCUCUACCGGUUCUGUGGGCUCCAUGAUGCAGCCGAGCACCAGCGCUCAGAGUGCCUGGGAUCAGUUAACGGCGAGUGCGUCUAACAAUAUGACACCGUCGCCUACGUCAACGGCUGCAGCUACAACGGCAGCGGCCGCGUCUACAUCGGAUGCAGCUGGACACAUGAUGAGCGCUGGUAGCUCACCGGUGCCCAGUUGCUCGUCACCAUCGACGCCGACAAAAUCACAUCAUGCGCCGCCCACGUUGGAGGCGAUGGCUCACACGCCGCAAGGCCCGCCAACACUUGGACCUGGUGGUUAUGGUGAGGAGCUAACAGGUGAACUUGUUAAUCAGGGUUGGCGGAAGUUCUGGUCGAAGCGCGAGAAUCGACCUUACUACUGGAACAAGGUUACAGGCGAAUCGCUUUGGGAAAUGCCCGGCGCGCGUCCCUUUGAUCCGCUUACCGAUCCAUUGGGCAUUUGCCAUGCUGGGGGCGGCGGUGUUGGUGGUCCAACGCCCAUGACGCCGCACCAACAGCAACACCAUCAUCAUUUGAAGCGUCGGCCCUCAGAUGACAUGCAUAUACACCCGCACCCGCACCAUCAACAGAUGCAGCAGCAGCACAUGGGUCCGCAUGGUGGGGGUCCGCCUAUGAAGAAAUUUGUGUUGGCCGGUCCCUGGGAUCUGGAGGUCUGCACCAAUGCAGUAAUUGUUGAGCGCCCGCCUACGUUACUUCCCCAACCGCACCCAGAGAUCGAGGCAUUGCGCGCCGCCUUCAGCAUGAAGCUGCUCAAGACAUACGAGGAUCUAUGCAUGCGUAGAGAGAAUAUUAAGGCGCCGCGGGACUCCUUUAAUCGCUGGCUGAUGGAACGAAAGGUCAUAGACACCGGCUGCGAUCCGUUGCUGCCCAGCAACUGCAUGCCCGAAAUCUCCAGCUCCAUGUAUCGCGAGAUCAUGUCCGAUAUACCCAUCAAGAUUGUCAAGCCCAAGUUCACGGGCGAUGCACGCAAGCAGCUGUCACGUUAUGCGGAGGCGGCCAAACAGAUCAUCGAAUCGCGGUCAGCGCCAGCGGAGUCUAAGAAGGUUGUCAAGUGGAAUGUGGAGGACACAUUUCAAUGGCUCCGCCGCACAGUGGGCGCUAGCUAUGAGGAUUUCCAGGAUCGUUUGGCGCAUCUAAAGCGCCAAUGCGAACCCCAUUUGGUGGAAACUGUUAAGAGCUCUGUGGAAACCUUAUGCAUUAAGAUAUACCAUCUAUCAGCGGAGCAUGCUCGUAAAAUACGUGAACGUCAUCUGCAGCUGCUCAAGGAGCAUGGCAUACCGGAACCAACGCCACCACCCCCGCCGCCCCACCUGAAGAAAGUGUGGUGCUAUCCUAUACAGUUUGCGGUGCCUUCGCCUCGCAUGCCGGCCAUUGAGUAUCUGCAGGAUCGUGAUCAUAUGAUCAUAAAGUAUACGCCCGCGACCAUCAAUCAGCCGGAUGCGCAAUAUAUCAACCUCACCUAUCUCCAAAAGCUGGAACAGCUUUAUCGUCACAAUUGCUUCGACGACAAAAAAUUUGAUCUGUUCAUUGGCCGGGUCUGGUGCCUGCUUAAGCGCUAUCAGACCUUCUUAGGUAAUACGUUAAACUCAUCCCAGGAGGCGGAGCUCACACAGGCUGCAUUGCCAGUGCCCGUCUUCGAGUGCCUGCACAGGCAUUUCGGUGUUAGCUUUGAAUGCUUUGCAUCUCCGUUCAAUUCCUAUUUUCGGCAAUAUUGCUCAGCAUUUGCGGACACGGAUGCCUACUUCGGUUCCAGAGGACCAUUUUUGGACUUUAAGCCAGUGUCCGGUUCCUUCCAAGUGAAUCCGCCGCAUUGCGAAGAACUUAUGGAUGCCUGCCUUUUGCAUGUUGAUAAACUGCUUACAGAUUCCAUGGAGCCUUUGAGCUUCAUUGUGUUUCUGCCAGAGUGGAAGAGCAUAUCGAAGCUGGAGGAGAGCAUGUACAAGCGCCGCUCAAUGGUUGUGCUGGGCAUGGCGCACGAAUAUCGACAUGGCUAUCAGCACAUGAUGCAAAAAUCUGAGGUGCUCAUUAAGUGCAUGCAGGGCACUCAAGUGGUUUGGCUGCAGAAUAGCGCUGGCUAUGCGCGCUGGGGACCCAAUGAGAAUCGUGUUGAGGCGCUGCGAGAAGCUUUCCGGCCGCAGCGCGAUCGUGAGCGUGAACGUGCUGCUGCUGCAGCAGCUGCGACUGGCAGCAAUUCCAAUCAUCAGCAGCAACAACAGCAAUCGCCGCCGUCUUCUUCAACGCCGCAAUCAACGGGUUCUUCGUCUGUUGCCAUACCAACACCUGCCACGCCCACAACAGCAAAUAACAUUAAUAGCACAUCGGCAGCUGUAACCGUUGCCAUCACAACGAGCUCCAACAGCAUCGGCAGCCCUGUAUCCACAACGUCUUCCGUGCUAACGCCCCUAUCACCGCAUACUCCGACCGGAACACCAUCGCAAUUUCCGCUGACCAUCAGCAAUACGAGCAGCAGCAGCAAUUUGGUAGCUGCCUCGCCCACGAUGAGUGUUCAAAGCGAUUGCUCAUCCCCGUCGUCUUCGACAAUGUCCUUGUCGCCUGCCCCAGCCUCAGGCGGUUAUCCGGAUGGUGGCACCACAGCAGCAGCGGCUGCUGUUAGCAUAACGGCAAGCGCCAGCACAUCGGCUGCAGCGACAUUUGGACCGACAACUAGCAUUAAUAGUACGGCGGUCAUCAAUUCAGCUGUUUAGAAUGGAAAGGAAACCAUUUUUGUAAACUAUUUGUCUAAAUUCUUUAAGCUAACUGUGCACCAUGGGGCUAAGUACCACUAUUGUGUUUCCUUCGAUAAGCUAUUCUAUUUUAGGCAUAGUUCUUUAAUUAAUUAACAUGAGGGACUUCACUGUUUAAGACUUUUGACUACAGCAAGUUAAGAAACAAAACCAGUUAUUUAAAGGUCAAGUUUAUCUUAUCAGAAUGCCCUCGAAAUUAAUGGUUACAAGUUUAAAGUUGAAUAAUUGUACAUAUGUUUUUUAUUAAUUAUAAAUAGCUGAUACUUAACCACGGCCUGGCUGUUGUUAGUCAUUGCAAUUUAUCCCGAACAAGGACCAUGCUGCCCAUGUAAGCAAAGGGUUCAGUUAUGCAUACAAAGUAUGGGUAGAAUGGGUUCCACUUAUUCUUGAUGAGGGUAAUUAAACAAAUUGAUUGUUUUCCAAAACCUUUAACAUAACAACAAGAA
Drosophila hydei is the source of this 3446-nucleotide messenger RNA. RefSeq names its product mRNA (2'-O-methyladenosine-N(6)-)-methyltransferase (gene Pcif1). The transcript is spliced from 5 exons. Gene Ontology annotation, cellular component: nucleus. Gene Ontology annotation, molecular function: RNA polymerase II C-terminal domain binding; mRNA (2'-O-methyladenosine-N6-)-methyltransferase activity. The coding region runs from base 172 to 2961 and encodes 929 amino acids. The record is from RefSeq and is a predicted model, not a curated record. NCBI's taxonomy places the organism in Eukaryota, Metazoa, Arthropoda, Insecta, Diptera, Drosophilidae.